Oppiella nova is the source of this 651-nucleotide messenger RNA. NCBI's taxonomy places the organism in Eukaryota, Metazoa, Arthropoda, Arachnida, Sarcoptiformes, Oppiidae. The record is from the annotation of a GenBank genome assembly.
UGGGCUGUCAGUGAAUGCGAGUUCACGACUGACCCCCAAAACCGGAACGGCUUCUGCACUUUGGAUCAGUUCUGUUGCAAAGGCUUUGCUGUCAAUAAUCUCUGCUCUAAUGGCGGUGUCUGUUGUUAUGGCACUUAUGACUGCUCUUCAGAUUCAAACCCCAGUGUACAGCAAACUGUGAGCCCCUGUCCAUCGAUAAUAGGCCGCCAGCGAUGGAAAGCUAGGAAUCCGUCGAAAAUGAUCGCUAGUAUAGCACCGGCUGAGCAUAUAUUCAUUCAUCACACGGACGACGGAAAUACAUGUUAUAGUGAGGACUCGUGUGCCCUCAGGAUCCGAUCCCUUCAGAGCUAUCAUCAGCUGAACAAAGGCUGGACAGACAUCGCCUGGAAUUUCAUUAUCGGAGGUAACGGACAGGUGUUUGAAGGUCUGGGUUGGACUAAAGAGGGUUUCCAUACCCUUGACUGGAACCACAACUCCAUAGGCAUUGCAUUCAUCGGUAAUUUUAAUGACGAAAAGCCGUCCGAAGAGAUGUUGGACUCACUCCACAAUCUGAUAGCUUGUGGUCUAAGGAAUGGCUUUCUUCGCAAACAUUACAAAAUUCAUGGGCACCGGGAUGUGAGGGAGACUUCGUGUCCGGGCGAGUACCUGUAC